Messenger RNA from Sparassis crispa, 939 nucleotides. RefSeq names its product Chromatin modification-related protein. Gene Ontology annotation, biological process: chromatin organization; regulation of DNA-templated transcription. The record is from RefSeq and is a predicted model, not a curated record. The transcript is spliced from 7 exons. Lineage: Eukaryota; Fungi; Basidiomycota; Agaricomycetes; Polyporales; Sparassidaceae. The coding region runs from base 1 to 939 and encodes 312 amino acids. Gene Ontology annotation, cellular component: NuA4 histone acetyltransferase complex; Rpd3S complex; nucleus.
AUGGCUACGACCACAUUCACGCAGGGCGAGCGGGUGCUCUGCUACCACGGACCGCUCGUCUACGAGGCGAAGAUCCUGAAGAUUGAAAACUGGGACGAGACGAACUCCACGUCGGGUGUAGUAGGCCCGCAUUUCUUCGUGCACUAUAAGGGGUGGAAACAGACGUGGGACGAGUGGGUGCCCGCGGUGCGCCUGCUGAAAUGGAACGAAGCAAACAUCGCGCUACAAAAAGGCCUGCAGGCGCAGGCGCAGGCGGCACAAGCUGCGUCGUCCGCGUCGUCGUCCAAGGCGGCGAGCAAGGCUCACCACCUAAAGGACACUGGGCGCACGCGCAAGGAAGGCGGGACGCGGGGCACGAAGCGGGCGCGAGAGGAGGACGAGAGCAGCAAGCGGCCAGAGAUGAAGCUGCAUGUGCCGGAGACGCUGAAGGUGCUGCUCGUCGAUGACUGGGAAGCGGUGACCAAGAACAGCCAGUUGGUCGCACUGCCCCGCACUCCGAACGUGGUGGAUUUACUGGAAGAGUACAGGAAGUACGUCCUGGCGCUGCCAAUGACAUAUCUGAAAAAUCCAGAUACGCUGCUGCCCACGAUCAUUGCAGGGCUGCAAACAUACUUUGACCGUGCGCUCGGUGCGAAUCUGCUCUACCGCUUCGAGCGGCCGCAGUACGCGGACAUCCGCAAACAAUACGUGACUGGCCCGACGGUGCAGGUAGGUCAGGAGAAGGAGAUGAGCUCGAUUUACGGCGCCGAGCACCUGCUGCGCAUGUUGGUGAGCCUGCCGCAGAUGGUCGCGAGCUCGACGAUGGAUGCAGAGUCGGUGGGCCUCGUUCGGGACUACGUGAACGAACUGAUGGUGUACAUGGUGAAAGAGCAGCACCGUAUAUUUAUCCGAGAGUACGACUCUGCGAGCUUAGCGUACCAGAAUAUUUCGCGUUCUUGA